CGUCACGCUGCCAAUACGUUUAAGCGCUGACCCACUAACACAGAUCCGAGAGUCAGAAGCCUCCUUGGAAGGAAAAGGCCGAGGGAGGAGAAGUCGCUACUUCGCAACUUUAGUCGCCAUUUGUCUCCUGAUGGAAAACGCCGCCGUGUGUCCGGAGCUCCCCGGCCCGCUGCUGAUAGGACGAGAGUUCCAGUGGAUUCACCGGAUUUGGCAGCUACUCUGAUGCAGACGAGCGUUGCCGUGGACGUUUAAGGCCCAUACUGCCGCCAGCAAGGUGAAACAUGCAGUCGAUCAAGCACGAGGUGGAGUCCAGUGAGUCGUACGGUGGAGAAGAUGCCCUGGUCCUGGCCAUGCAUCACAGCAUCUCAGCCGUUCCGUUCAAGGCUAAAACCACCUGUCGCAGGAAAAGGGAGUUCAUUCCCGAGGAGAAGAAGGACACAAUCUACUGGGAGCGGCGGCGCAAGAACAACGAGGCGGCGAAGCGGUCGAGGGAGAAGAGGCGCAUAAAUGACCUGGUGCUCGAGAACAAGCUAAUGGCUCUUGGGGAGGAAAACGCCUCCCUCAGGGCUGAGCUGCUGUCGCUGAAGCUGAAGUUUGGCCUGAUGAGCUCAGCGUCAUACGCCCAAGAAGCCCAGAAGCUGAGCUCCGCUGCCGCCGGCCUCUACCAGGAGAGCGCGGCUCCCGACGCUGAGCAGGCGGCGUUCGGCCGAGGUUUGGAGUCUCUUCAGCUGCGCAACAGCUGCGUCUCGGUCAUCAAGCACUCGCCUCACGUGGCCGAGCUGUGCCCCGCGCCUCAGGGCGGCUUCAGGUCCGCAGAGGUCAAACAGGAGCCGGCAGAAAGCUGCAGUCCGUGCGGACGCUACACAGGCAGCCCUCUGGCCGGCGCCGGCGUCGGCGCCCGGCCCGCUUCCUUCCUGCAGAUCGCCAGGUCCUCCAGUACCUCCCCGCGGAGCUCGGAUGACUGUGCCGUAAGCAAGUCGUCCGAUGGCGAAGAUGAGCAGCAGGUCCCCAAAGGGUUCCUGCAAACUGUAGCGUCUCCAAAAAGUGUCAUUGUCUCCUCUCACAAAGUGCCCAGUGCCGGCUGUGCGGCUCUGCCCCACAAACUGAGGAUCAAAGCCAGAACCAUCCCCAUCAAAGUGGAGGCGGUGGACCCAGAGUACGAGUUCUCUGGAAUCAGCGCGUCCCCCGACGGCGCUUCGUGCCUCCAGAACACGCCGGACCUGUCUGAGCACACCCCGUCCCCCCUGUGCCCUCUGUCGAUGCAGCUGGCCAACAUUCAGGACUGGGCUCACCCGUCUGAAAUGCUGCAGCACGGCUGCUCCGGUAGGAGGCCGAGCCUCAGCCCCGUCGCCCCCCAGGAGCCGUCCUGCACACACUCGGCUCAGAAAAGUAUGAUCAGGACGGAGCGGAGCCGCGAGGUGGAUUCAGCCGGAGGCAGCAUUGAUCAGCCCGCGCCUUCGUCGGUGACCCGGCUGCUUCAUCCGCUGUAAUGUGGGUUUCAACCAUUCAGCUCCAACACAAACAUUUACUGAGCUUCAUUACUUUCGGACAAUACUGCACUUAAUCCCAGGUUUUUCCACUUGGUUCAGUUUGACACUGUUUAUGUCCAGUCGUUGAUUCUGGUCUCGUCUGCGUUUUCAAUAAUGUUUAUCCACGAAAGGAAACAACUAUGAAUUUUAAAUGUUAUCAUGAACAAGUAAAAGUUUCUUUGACAAUAACCUUCUUAAAUCUAUAAUGUUUGAAUUCAUGUACUAUAGUUACUGUGGCUGCAAAAGUAUUCAUGGGCUUUAAAGGUUUGGGUUUUCUAAACAACUGCUUUUAAGACAUUCACCUACCUACAAAAUAUAAUGAAACCAUUCCAUGCGUUUCCUCAUCCCUCAGCAGAACCGGGCUCAGGGUCCAGCUGUCUGCCUCCACAUUGAGAUAAGUUUAAUAUGGUUUUCCUUUAAGACCCUCCUCCUCCAAAUGUCUGGGAGCUUCCAAUGCUGUUACAUCAUUUGUGUUCUCCCUCCUGGUUCCCUUCAGGGCUGGACUUGGUUCUUGUAGCAGACACUAACGCUGCCAAUCACUUGCUUCCUGUUUACUUUACGUGGUGUCACUGCUAUUAUUACUCUGCUUCUUUUGCUUAGUCGACCAUUGGUUCAGUGAGUGUGUGUGAUGUUGGCUGAGAACAGUGAGCAUCUGAAGCCAGCAUGAGGGUAACUGGACUCUCUCCAUGACAAUAAAAACCCUUCGAUUCUUUGUGACCGCGAGUUUUUGUUUACAAUAAAUGUCACUGAAUCAAGA
This is a messenger RNA of Betta splendens (Siamese fighting fish), 2286 nucleotides long. It is a transcript of the gene nfil3, whose product is annotated as nuclear factor, interleukin 3 regulated. The record is from RefSeq and is a predicted model, not a curated record. The transcript is spliced from 2 exons. Gene Ontology annotation, cellular component: nucleus. The coding region runs from base 282 to 1490 and encodes 402 amino acids. Gene Ontology annotation, molecular function: DNA binding; DNA-binding transcription factor activity. Gene Ontology annotation, biological process: regulation of DNA-templated transcription; circadian rhythm; DNA-templated transcription. NCBI's taxonomy places the organism in Eukaryota, Metazoa, Chordata, Actinopteri, Anabantiformes, Osphronemidae.